Messenger RNA from Cyprinodon variegatus (sheepshead minnow), 2312 nucleotides. RefSeq names its product solute carrier family 26 member 6-like (gene slc26a6l1). Bases 99 to 2312 code for a protein of 737 amino acids. Gene Ontology annotation, cellular component: membrane. Gene Ontology annotation, molecular function: bicarbonate transmembrane transporter activity; chloride transmembrane transporter activity; oxalate transmembrane transporter activity. The transcript has 17 exons. Gene Ontology annotation, biological process: transmembrane transport. Lineage: Eukaryota; Metazoa; Chordata; Actinopteri; Cyprinodontiformes; Cyprinodontidae. The record is from RefSeq and is a predicted model, not a curated record.
CUGUGCUUUCAGCAUAUCCAGGGUUCUAUCAAGCUUUGCUAAGAGCUUGCAGCCUUCGGCAUAUUUUGUUAAAUCUCGGUUGUGCAUCUGACACUCAAAUGGAUUAUAGACCAGGAUCUGAGACAUACAGAGUGGAGAGGGAAGUCUUGGAUGAGCAGAAACUGGAAGAGCUAACAAAGAGAAAAACACUCUCAGAGAUCAACAAACCUCUAACUGGGUAUUUGAAAAAGUCAUUGAGAUGCACGCUUCCGAAACUUAAGAGAAGUGUAUUGAGCAGCGUUCCUGUGCUGUACUGGCUGCCAAAGUACUCAGUAUGGGACUAUGGGAUGCCCGACCUGGUCUCAGGCAUCAGCGUGGGGAUAAUGCACCUGCCUCAAGGUAUGGCAUAUGCACUACUUGCUUCUGUACCGCCUGUAUUUGGGCUCUACACAUCUCUCUAUCCAGCUUUAAUUUACUUACUUUUUGGAACAUCUCGACAUAUUUCCAUUGGUACAUUCACUGUCCUCAGCAUCAUGGUGGGCAGCGUGAUAGAGAGAGUUGCUCCAGAUGAGAUUUUUAUGUCUAAAAAUGGGACCAACUUAACUUCAGAGGUAGACAUAGCGGCCAGGGACUCCUACAGGGUGCAGGUGGCAGCCGCUACUACCUUUCUUGGAGGACUUAUUCAGGUGCUUUUAGGUGUUAUAAAGUUUGGAUUUGUGGGAACAUAUCUAUCUAAGCCUCUGGUGAGAGCUUACACAUCAGCUGCUGCUGCACACGCUGUAGUGGCGCAGCUCAAGUACUUAUUUGGAGUUUCACCGAGACGGUUUAGUGGCCCUCUGUCCCAGGUUUAUACACUGCAGGACAUUUUCCUCUGCCUGCCUCAAACUCAUCUUCCCACUCUGCUGGUUAGCUCUGUGACGAUGGUGCUUCUGAUUUCAGCGAAGGAGCUGAACUCGUUCCUCAGUACGAGGCUUCCGGUGCCCAUUCCAGUGGAACUAAUCACAAUUGUUGCAGCGACUCUAAUAUCUUCCACUACAUAUCUAAACAACAACUACAGUGUUUCGGUAGUUGGAGAGAUCCCCAGUGGUUUAAGUGCUCCCACUGUGCCUCAUCUCAGUCUUUUUGGAGAAGUUAUCGGUGACUCUUUUGCUCUGGCUAUCGUUGGAUAUGCUGUAUCUAUUUCACUAGGAAAGACGUUUGCACUGAAACAUGGAUACAAGGUGGACAGUAACCAGGAACUGGUGGCCCUGGGUCUCAGCAAUGCAGUGGGCGGCUUCUUCCAGUGCUUCUCUGUUUGCUCCUCCAUGUCUCGGAGUCUUGUUCAGGAAACCACUGGCGGCAAAACUCAAAUGGCUGGAGUGGCCUCAGCUCUGAUUGUUCUGGUGACUAUACUGAAACUUGGGGUGCUAUUCCAGGAGCUGCCAAAGGCCGUCCUCGCAUCAAUUGUGCUUGUGAAUUUGAAGGGCAUGUUCAAACAGUACCUUGAUGUUGUUACACUGUGGAGGAGAAACAAAGUCGACCUGUUGGUUUGGUUAGUCACCUGGGUGUCAACAAUGCUGCUGAAUCUGGACCUGGGUCUGGCUGCAUCCAUUGUCUUUGCUCUGUUCACUGUUAUUUUUAGGACUCAGAUGCCAACAUACUCUGUUCUUGGAAAUGUUCCUGGUACAGAACUCUAUGUGGACGUGGAGACACACAGAGAGGCUAAAAAGGUCCCAGGUGUUACUAUCUUCCGCUCAUCUGCCACAGUUUAUUUUGCCAAUGCCGAACUCUACCUGGAGGCUCUAAAAAAGAAGAGUGGACUUGACAUCAGUAAAAUGAUCAUCUAUAAGAGAAGGCAGGAGGCCAAACAAAGGAGAAAGGAAAUGAGAGCAGAAAGGCGAGCUAAGAGAAAGGCUAAAGGAGAGAAAAAGGCACAAAAAGCAGCUAAAGAUCAACCUAAACCUCCAGAGAUCUCAGUGGAGGAGGCUGAUAGCUGGUCUGACACAUGUAUAGACAUGACAGCUGCAGAGAAGGAAGAACAGAGCUGGACCGAGAAGGAGAACGUAACUGUAUUUGUGAUCCCAACCACUCCUCGGACGCCUGAGUGUCGCUCCAGGAUGGAGUAUCUUAAAGGAGGAGAUCUGGACAGCACCAGUUGGAUGUCAGAGCUGCAGGAUGGGGACACCAUCACUCUGGGCUCUAGCAGUGAGGACACUCUGAGCCGGGAUCUAGAACAAGUGUCUCUUGGUUCUCUGGGCAAGUGGACCUGGGACAUUCAUUCCAUUAUCCUUGACCUAUCCACAGCUAACUUCAUUGACACAGUGGCCAUAGAGACACUGAAAAAUAUUCAUUAG